UCCACCCGACAUGCACGUGCACGCGCGAGAUACAACAAAGUUUUCGUGAAGAUGUGUGAUGUGCUCGAAGUGGCUCGAAGUAGAGUGCUGAGGGAUGCAAACAAAUCGACUAAAUGAACACGUUCAGUAUUGAUAACUUCCACAUACUUCCUCAAGCAUGUCUCGGUGCACAACGAAUAGGGACCGAUUGUUGGAAUAUUCGCUUCAACAAAUUACAACAUGCUUGCGAAGCGAAGAGUAUGCCAGAAGCCUGGCACAUUUCUGCGUAGCGUUUAAUCUGGAUCCAACGCUUAAGCGCCGGAUGAAAGACGAGUUUCUGCUGGCAGCUGCGAAGCACACGGCAUAUCUAGAAUCCAAACAGGCAUGGAAGGAACUCUUUGACUGUUAUCAAGAGCUACUGAAUGCAAAUGAUGAAUGUGAAGAACUGCACCACUGGCUGGGUACCCUGCUGUUUCGGUUGGACAGAGUUCCGGAAGCAGUGUUGAGCAUUCGCAAGGCCUUGGACCUGAACCCCAAGUAUGGAGCAGCUCGUGCCAGUAUAGACGGGAUAAAGACUACGCUGAUGGAACGCUGGCACUUCCCUAUGCUGAAUGACCGCAGCCGAAAUAAAGCCUUCCAGGAAGCCAUCAACGAAGCUGUUGCGCACGGUCAUCAUCAACGUGUCUUGGACAUCGGUGCUGGGACGGGACUUUUGAGCCUAUUUGCACUAGGUGCAGGUGCCAAGGAGGUGUACGCAUGCGAGGUGUCAUCUGUGGCCUGCGACGUGGCCAGGGCCGUAUUUGAGCUCAAUGGAACCCGAGCCAAGAUCAUCAACAAGCACUCCACCCUCCUCAACAUUCCUGAGGAUAUUGAGCAAAAGGUCUCUCUGGUGGUGACGGAGACAUUCGAUGCUGGGCUCUUUGGAGAGCAUGUCUUGCCCAACCUGCUGCACGCGUGGGAGAAUCUUCUCGACCCGCAGCAUCCAUCGGGGCCGAAGGUAAUUCCGGAAGCAGCCGAGGUCUUUCUGUGUCUUCUGGAGUGCGAGCACAUAAGGUUUCACACCAGCGUAAAAGACACAGUCCUAGAAGCGCUGGGAAUGGGACAGUUUGAGAUGCGAUGCCCUUGUGUGCCUUAUACGACACUUUGUCUGCAGAGGGCUCCACAAGGCUACCGCAUGCUCUCGAAGCCCCUUCGCCUGCUCUCUGUAGACUUCAACGAUCCAGAGGCAAUGCGAAACCUUCUCGGCAAAACCUGGAAGGAGACCGUGGAAUGUACCGAGGUGGGAAGACUUGACUGCUUGGGCCUCUGGUUCCGACUCCGAGUGGGAGACACGUGGCUGGACACCUUGCAUGGGGACACCUGCUGGGAACAGGCCAUUUACCCAGUUUCCGGUAGGCUGCUGAGGAAAGGAGAACCGGUACAUCUAGACAUCAAAUGCAGCGAUCACAUAAGCAUAGCAGAAGCCAGUCCCUUAGCGACCGACAGAAUUCGGUUGGAGCUCCAAGAAGACAUUAUUUCCAUCCUCAAUGAGUCCUUCACCCCAUUUUCUGAGGUCGCAGAAGUCACAGACCUGCCUCGAGGCGCUCGUAUCUUAGAUAUCUCUACGGUUCCUAUCCUAGGCCUCCUGUUUCUUAAGAAGGACGAUACAUCCCAACUGACCACCAUUGUUGGAGGCACUUCACCCCUCGUGGACGCUUUUCUCAAAAGGCACAACCUGAGGAACCGUAACAAAUUUGCUUCCUUGGACUCGUUAUUGGACUCGAAGCUGCCCACGUUCGAUGUCUUGGUGACGGACGUGUGGGACGCCUCCGGGAACCUGCGGACGUCGCUCUUUGAAUAUGUCGCAGCUCUCAGAUCGGGAGCACUCAAGACCAACGGCGUCAUGCUGCCGACAACGUGCAAUGUUCAGGCAGUCCUGGUGGAGAGCCAGACCCUAGAAGCUGAAUCUCGUGUGGUAUCGGACGAGCACACCUCGGGCUGGCAAGUGGCCAGCUGUCUCAAUGACUGGGCACAGGUUUCCAGCCACCAGGACAUCUGUCUGUCAACCAUACCUCACCGUGUUCUGUGUUCACCAUUCCAACUGUUUGACGUGGACUUGUCCCGCGUACAGGGAACAAUAACUGCGGAACAGAGAGUAGAGAUAACGCAGUCAGGCUUCAUCUCUGCCUGCCCGUACUGGUUCGAGGCACAUUAUCCCAGCAGUCGAGUAAACAGAAACUAUGGCCAAGGAUGCCAUCUACUUCAAGCGGCCGUUGUCUUACCAAAAAGGAUUAGUGUCCUGCAAGGACAAUAUGCUACAGUAUCUGCCUCUUGUCAAGAUGGAAGGCUAGAGAUUCAACUGAACGUCGAGUAAAGCUUGUUUUCUCAGAGGUAGUCAGGAGGUAUUGGGGAUGCUUAAAAAAAAAGCAGACAGUACGAGCUAACAUAGAAGCGAGAACACGUUUUUCACGUUUUUUCACGAACACGUUUUUUAUUUUUUGACCCAGCACCCCCCCCCCCCCCCCCCCCCCCUCCUUCCCAAGCUUCACACAUGGCUUUCCAAGUUCUCAGACUCCUAAAGAGAAUAAACUACCCCUGGAAAUAGUGUUCAAUUGCCUGCCUCUUCAUCGAGAAAUUGUCCUCAAAGGUUCAAUGUCAAAACAGGAAGAAGUCACCAGAGAAUAGGCUGGGUGGUUUAGCAACUUGGAACAGUCAUUUCUGUAGAGCUUCUUAUGCAGUAAGCGAUUACCAGGGUGGCCAUUGUCAUGCAGCAUCAAAAUUUGUUUGCCCAAUUUUCCGUGGCACUUUUCUUUAAAUGGCCUCAUCCGAACCAGCACGGGAAUGAUAGGCCCCUGUUGUCCUAGUUUUUGGUUGUAGGUAAUCAAUCUGCAGAGCAAACUCCUCAUCCCCCAAAAAAUCUUGUCAUGAUCUUUCCCAUAGAGGCUGUCUCGAAUUUUACGGGCGGAGGAGAAUUCUCGUGCUUAGAGGCCAUGCUCUUGCUUGCUCUUGGGAUCCCAUUGGUUGAGUCAGUUUUCAUCCCCAGUCACAAACUGCGUUUUGUGUUUCAGCAUGAUUUUACUUGUGCGUGUAUCACAGUUUUGCACAUCGAGUCACACAGUGAGUCAUACAAGUUUGUACAGAAUGCAUAAAAAUGAGUAUCCCAUA
Messenger RNA from Ornithodoros turicata, 3123 nucleotides. Its product is annotated as protein arginine N-methyltransferase 9-like. The record is from RefSeq and is a predicted model, not a curated record. The transcript has 11 exons. Gene Ontology annotation, biological process: peptidyl-arginine methylation. Bases 158 to 2332 code for a protein of 724 amino acids. NCBI's taxonomy places the organism in Eukaryota, Metazoa, Arthropoda, Arachnida, Ixodida, Argasidae. Gene Ontology annotation, molecular function: protein binding; protein-arginine N-methyltransferase activity.